This is a messenger RNA of Daldinia caldariorum, 1811 nucleotides long. RefSeq lists its product as uncharacterized. The transcript is spliced from 4 exons. The record is from RefSeq and is a predicted model, not a curated record. Bases 398 to 1438 code for a protein of 346 amino acids. NCBI's taxonomy places the organism in Eukaryota, Fungi, Ascomycota, Sordariomycetes, Xylariales, Hypoxylaceae.
CAAACUUAAUAACCCGGGAUAAUUCAGCAUUCACUUACGGUAUGCUACUCAAGAGCCUUCUCGGUGCUCUAAAUUCGACGGCCGUAAUAUCGUAAAAGUGAUCAAGCCGCAGGGCUGCAAUUUACCGCUUGACUCAUUAACAUUUACUACUUUGACGGGUGAUAGUUAAUUAGCGUUGCUAGCUCGGACACGAGGAAGACGAAUGGAGGCAAGGCGGCCCCUUGGAGCUGAAAAGAGGCAUCCUCUUGGCAGCGAGCUGAGGGUCUCCCACAAGUUCAUCCAGGGCGACUUUCUCAUCUUUCUUGUAACUAAGUAAAAUCAGCGCGAGAUUCAUCAACUUUCAGUUCAUUAGGUACUCAUACCCGAAAAAAGGGGAAAGAAAGAAAAGCUGUGAAUCAUGAGGCACGCCUUGCCGUCAUUCUCAAUCCAGCUGGGACUAUUUCUCAAUGUUUUAGCUUCCAAGCUCAUUUUUCAGCCCUUCCCUACGCAGGCUCAAGACGGCGCGUUUGCAACCCUACAGCCUAUAUCUACCGCGGCCCCAGAGUACUACGCGUCAAUUGAACUACUAGGGCGCGACGAAUACCACCUGGGUCAUGAUACAUGCGGGUUUGGCUCUUUGGACACUGGACUUACUUAUACUUGUUACUCAAGUAUUGGAACAUGCGAAAACAUUGGCAACUUCAGGGGAUGCUGUACGGGGGAGCUGAAGGCGUGUUCGUCGAGCUUCUGGACAAAGUGCGAUGAUUAUAACCCGACGAGCUACUGCGAUAUAUAUUCAAAGACGCGUUGCUGCCAGUCCGCACUACCAUACUGCAUAACCUGGUUAUUCUCUACGAGUAGUUCAACCUUCACAGCAUGGGACUGUGAUACGCAAAGUAACACCCGGGUUCUUGAGCUCCUGGCUACCCCCUUAAGUCUCAUUAGUAGCACAGCAUCGCGAACCGUGACGGAUCUAUCUACUACGACCUCCAUAAUGUCUUCUACUAUUUCUUCAGCGAACGAGUCCACUGAUUCGCCUUCUACAGCCACAGGCGGGUCUAUCGUUUCAUCCUCAACGCCGAUAGACGCCACUUCUGUAUCCUCCAGUAAAAGUUCCGAGACUCCCAUUGGAGCUAUUGUCGGCGGCGUCGUAGGUGGCAUCGCUAUAAUUUGCUUGACGAUCCUAGGCGUCUUCCUUACUAAAAAGUACCAAAAGGUUGCCCGCAGAGCAGCAUCGCCGCCACCUACGCCUUCCGGACGCCAGGAACUUUCCGGCUUUGGAAUUUCUCCCGCCUAUUUGAGUCCUUCCCAGGGUAAUCACGCCCCUGGCUUACCGUAUGGCACUUUAGAGCAGCUUAAGAAUCAAGGUUCGGUGGCGCAUACAACAACCACUCUUGUUGCUGAAGCACCAAACACUCCCGCAACUGGAACCGGCCACAAUCGAGCUGAACUGGGAUAACGUUACAAGAGUUGCAAUCGUAAGAUUUAUAUUUUACACGGACAUGGUUUCGUAUAUAGAAAAACAUUGUAUGAAAUGUGGUGGUAUAUGAUCCAUCCCCAGGCGAGGAUGUAGAAGCAGAAAUCUGCAUACUAAGUGAUGGUACGGCCCCUUGAGCCAGCUUGAUAGUUGAGAGACAGUGUUUUGUCCUUUUUGUGCAUACUUACCUAGGUACCUACCUACCCUAGGUAGGUAUUAUGAUGGAAGAGUUUGAGUGGAAUUCUCAAGGUCCAAGACCCUAUAUUCAGUUGAUAUAUUAGAUUUAGGUAGAGGUACCUAACCUUAGAUAAUAGGUACCUACACGAAUUUAACUUGUUUCAUCUCAGGGCAAAAA